CAUUUUUUAUCCAUCUUUAGAAUUGAAUAUUAUAAUGAAUGCUCACUACAGCUAAUGGAAGUUAUAAGAACAAUGAAUACAUGAUUUCACUUCUCAACAUAAAGAACAAAUGAAAGCUAGAAAGUCAAGAAGACGAUGAUGAGGUUCUAAUGGAGGACAAGAAAGCAAAUAUAACAGCAGUUCUAAUAAUCAUAGGCCUCAUCAUUUUCAUCAUCGUUGCUCGUUUAUCAUUGAAACUUUCCAAGGCUUUCUUCCUUAUUGUAGGGGCAGAUAUCGCAGUAAUCCUUGCGGUAUUUGUAUGCCUUGUGAUUAGAGGGCGUUAUAAUCACAGACGGAAAUUGUUAGAGAAAAAACUGGUAUCUGAAGGUCGAGAGCUUCGAAUUGAGUACAGUUUUCUUCGAAAAGUUGCUGGUGUUCCAAUCAAGUUUAGGCUUAAAGAGCUUGAGGAUGCAACAGAUAAUUUUCAGGCACUGCUAGGCCAAGGUGCGUCGGCUUCGGUAUUCAAAGGUAUCCUUAGUGACGGCACCGCUGUUGCAGUGAAGCGAAUCAAUGGGGAGGAGCACGGGGAAAAGGAGUUUAGAUCGGAAGUUGCAGCUAUUGCUAGUGUGCAACAUGUGAACCUUGUGCGUCUUCUAGGGUAUUGUUGUCUUCCUAGAGGGCCUAGGUUCCUUGUUUAUGAGUUCAUCCCAAAUGGUUCAUUGAAUCAUUGGAUCUUCCCCGGAAAGGGAACGAAAAACCGACCCGAAGGUUGCUUGUCAUGGGAUUUAAGAUAUAAGGUUGCCAUUGAUGUGGCUAAGGCACUUUCUUACCUACAUCAUGAUUGCCGGUCAAGAAUAUUACACCUCGAUCUCAAGCCAGAAAAUAUACUUCUCGACGAGAAUUAUAGGGCGAUCGUAGCGGAUUUCGGUCUUUCGAAGUUGAUGGGAAAAGAUGAGAGCCGGGUUAUUACCACAAUCAGGGGUACUAAAGGUUAUUUGGCCCCGGAAUGGCUCUUGGAACAUGGUGUUUCGGAGAAAUGUGAUAUUUAUAGCUAUGGGAUGGUUCUUCUGGAGAUGAUUGGAGGCCAAAGGAAUGUAACUCUGAUUGAAAAUGGCAGUGAUAAAUCUCAAAGGAAAUGGCAGUAUUUUCCUAAGAUUGCAAGGGACAAACUUGGAGAAGGGAAGGUAAUAGAAGUUGUUGAUCAUAGGCUAGUUGAAGUGGGAGCCAUUGAUGAGAGGCAAGUGAAAAGAGUGGUUCACGUAGCACUGUGGUGCAUACAAGAGCGUGCAAAACUGAGGCCAACCAUGGCACAAGUGGUUGAGAUGCUUGAAGGGCGUGUGCCGGUAGAGGAACCACCGGAUCCGCAAAUGAUCAUGGUCAAUUUUUUAUCGAUGGACGAAGAGGAGUCCGAUUGUCAUUUCAGGCCAAAAAUUGCUGCAAUGGGAUCAAAUGUUAACGGCUGCAACAUUCCUUGCUCAUCUUCAUCCUCAUUUGCAAUGUCCAUGCUAUCGGGACGGUAGUUACUUCUUCCUAUUACAGGGAUUCGAGGUUCAACGCAAUAUAUAUAAAAAUUUUCAUAUAUUUAGAGUAUCAUAACUUACCUCUGAAUAAUUACUUCAAAUAGAAUUCUCCAAAGA
This is a messenger RNA of Gossypium raimondii (Peruvian cotton), 1616 nucleotides long. Its product is annotated as probable receptor-like protein kinase At5g20050. The record is from RefSeq and is a predicted model, not a curated record. Bases 150 to 1499 code for a protein of 449 amino acids. The transcript has a single exon. Gene Ontology annotation, biological process: protein phosphorylation. NCBI's taxonomy places the organism in Eukaryota, Viridiplantae, Streptophyta, Magnoliopsida, Malvales, Malvaceae. Gene Ontology annotation, molecular function: ATP binding; protein kinase activity.